Messenger RNA from Thalassophryne amazonica, 2169 nucleotides. Its product is annotated as hyaluronan synthase 2-like. NCBI's taxonomy places the organism in Eukaryota, Metazoa, Chordata, Actinopteri, Batrachoidiformes, Batrachoididae. The record is from RefSeq and is a predicted model, not a curated record. Gene Ontology annotation, biological process: extracellular matrix assembly; hyaluronan biosynthetic process. Gene Ontology annotation, molecular function: hyaluronan synthase activity.
AUGAGGUGUAAAAGAGUUCUCACCUACCUGCGGAUAUUUGGGACAACUAUGUUUGGUGUGUCUCUCCUGGUGGGCAUUUCCACAGCCUACAUCAUGGGUUACCAGUUCUUCACCACAGCCCGCAACCAUCUAUCCUUCGGCCUGUAUGGAGCCAUCUUGGUUGUCCACCUCAUCAUUCAGAGCUUGUUUGCACUCUUAGAACACAGAAACAUGAGGCGGUCCUUAGAGACGCCAAUCAAAUUGAAUAAAUCAUUGGCAUUGUGCAUCGCGGCGUAUCAGGAGGACCCAAACUACCUGAGGAAGUGUCUGGUGUCGGUGAAGAGGCUGACAUACCCGGGGAUCAAAGUGGUCAUGGUGAUAGACGGGAACAUGGACGAUGACUUCUACAUGAUGGAGAUAUUCAAGGAGGUCAUGGGAUGGGACAACGUGGCCACAUAUGUGUGGCGGAGUAACUAUCACAACAAAGGGCCGGAGGAGACGGACGAGAGCUACGCCGAGAGCCUUCAGCACGUUUCCAGGGUGGUGCUGAACAACAAGUGCAUCUGCAUCAUGCAGAAGUGGGGAGGGAAGAGAGAGGUCAUGUACACAGCCUUCAAAGCACUGGGGAGAAGUGUGGACUAUGUACAGGUGUGUGACUCUGACACCAUGCUGGAUCCAGCAUCAUCGGUGGAGAUGGUGAAAGUUCUAGAAGAAGACCCCAUGGUGGGAGGUGUUGGAGGAGAUGUUCAGAUCCUCAAUAAAUACGAGUCAUGGAUCUCCUUCCUGAGCAGUGUACGGUACUGGAUGGCUUUCAACAUCGAGCGGGCGUGUCAGUCCUAUUUUGGCUGUGUGCAGUGCAUCAGCGGACCUCUGGGAAUGUAUCGGAACUCCCUCCUGCACGAGUUCCUGGAGGACUGGUACAAUCAGACCUUUAUGGGAUCCCAUUGUAGCUUUGGCGAUGAUCGCCACCUCACAAACAGAGUCCUGAGCCUCGGUUAUUCGACUAAAUACACAGCACGGUCAAAGUGCCUCACCGAGACGCCGAUUACGUAUCUGCGCUGGCUCAACCAGCAGACUCGAUGGAGUAAGUCUUAUUUCAGAGAAUGGCUUUACAACUCCCUGUGGUUCCACAAACAUCACCUGUGGAUGACAUAUGAGGCUGUUAUCACAGGGUUCUUCCCCUUCUUCCUCAUCGCCACUGCAAUACAACUCUACCAAGGAAGGCUCUGGAAUAUUCUGCUAUUUCUGCUCAUUGUGCAGGCAGUGGCACUCAUCAAGUCGUCCUUCGCCAGUUGCCUCAGAGGUAACAUUGUCAUGGUGUUCAUGUCCUUCUACUCUGUAUUGUACAUGUCAAGCUUGUUACCGGCUAAAAUGUUUGCAAUAGCAACAAUCAACAAGUCUGGAUGGGGAACGUCCGGGAGGAAAACAAUUGUGGUCAACUUCAUUGGUCUGAUUCCUAUAUCGGUUUGGUUUACCAUCCUCUUCAUUGGGAUUAUCUACACAGCAGUUCAGCAGACGAGGACACCAUUUCCUGAUGCCGAAAAGAUUGUCCUGAUCGUUGGGGCAGUUGUAUACGCCAGUUACUGGGUCAUACUAUUGACGUUGUAUACUGUGCUCAUCAGUAAAUGUGGGCGGAGGAAGAAGGAGACGGACUACGAUAUGGUGAUGGAUGUAUGAUCCACAGGUCAUCAUUUGUACUGGAUUCUGGUUUUGGGUUACUUUUGCUCACACCUUGACGUUUUUUUAAAUGCUAAGCAGCUCUGGGGCCCAUUCUCCACGUUCGACCACUGUUAACUGGAUUGAUUUGUUGACCAUUUGGCGUGAUCUAGGAUUUCUCGGUUCUUCGAAGCAGUUGUUCAAUUGGUUGUCACAGCAACAUAUCUGUAAGGUCAAACCUACUCGGGAACAGGUUUAUUCACUGUAAACAGGAUGAGAUGAUGGACAUCAGUGGUGUUAUUUUAGGAAUAUGCCAUUCCUGUGGGAGACACCGGAUGUCCGUUGACCAUAGCAGCAUUCCAACUGGCGUUCAUAUUGCGCAAUCAUCAAGAUAUUUUUGCAUAAUCGGACUCAUUACUUUUAGAGGGGUACCACUUCAUGAAGGUGUCAUUUUAUUAAUUUAUUAAUACUAUUAUGUUACAUAAUACUAUUAAUUUAUUCAUUAUAAUAUUGUAUAGUCAGAUUCUUGGUAUG